AUGUUCCGACUGCUGAAGGUUGUGGGGAAUGUCACCACCCACGACCUUGUUCGCAGCCUGGAGCGAUUGAGUAAUGCGACCUUGACAAGAAAAAUGCCUGACCGCUAUAAAUCUUUUCUUCGAAUGUCAAGACAAUACGACUAUCUCAUCAGAGCUAAACGCGCUGGCCGGGGACAUUGUCCUAAUGGUCUUCAAACCACUGGAGCUGGGGGUUUGGCCGUACAAUGCUGGGCUUGUCCAGAUCCCGAACGUAAUCUACCGGAGGGGUGGCAAGACGCUCCCCAGAGCGACUCAUUCCUCUAUGCAUUAAUGCUCACCAUCGACGCCAACUUUAGGCUCAAAAACCGCAUUCGGUCUAACGAGCGUGAUGACCCGUCGCUAUGUGCGGGCCAGGGCUAUUUCGUUCUCAACGAGCCCUACAAGCAUCAUCUGCGUAACUACGUGGCUGAAGAGGAUUUACGCCAAUAUGGAUUGGGUAGUGCUAUCCGCUCUGCGCUGGACCACCGUACGGCGAUUGGUGUUAUCCUACGACAUCGCUUAUCAGUGGAAGCAGCGUUUGAAACUGCGGGCCAAGGUUUUGCAGCAGCAAACAAGGCCCCGUUCCCUUGGGCUGGGUCGAAGGCCAUCGGCACCGACCUCGAUAACUAUGACAUCCAAUUUGCACUCCCCGUUUGGCACGCAGCAGCAGCGCACGAAACAAGCUGCCAGGCGGCAAAUUCUUUGAGCCAUGCCGUUGGUGUUGGGCGUACCAAUGGGAAGGCAUCGAGAGAACAAAAGGUCGACUAUUUGAACUUUGAGAAGAACGUGAAGGAGGGGGACACGUUGGCGAGGAAGAUGAUCAUCGCAAUGGCGGAACGUGACAGGCAAAGGGAGCAAUUCGAAGAGGUCGAUGUCAGCCUGACCCCGGCAAUGCGGACGGAUUGGCAAGGAAGACUGGAUCGUUGGAAUGCCAACCCAUCUGCUCCGAAUCCUUAUGUCCUCGAUGGUAAUCAAGGUCGGUCGGAGGCACAAAUACUUGCCGAUUUGAAGCGCGCCGAACUGGAAGACCUGCGAGCGGGACGUCAGGCUGCGAUGCUCGGAGACAUGACUGCUGUCGCAUUCAUCAAGGCGGCCUUGCAGCUGGAGGAUAUGCAGCGACGCAUCACUGCCGAGGUCAAGGAAUCAACCAACUUGACUGCUGAGCGCUCAAGUCAGAUUGACGAACAACGAGCAUCGUUCUACAAGAAGCUUCAUAGCUGGGAAACACAUCAACGGGUAUUCAUGCCGGGGGUUGGCGCCUUACGCCUGAAGGAGGAGGAGAAAAGGGAAUCCUGA
Molecule: messenger RNA, 1314 nt
Organism: Mycena indigotica
Lineage: Eukaryota; Fungi; Basidiomycota; Agaricomycetes; Agaricales; Mycenaceae
Product: CxC2 domain-containing protein
Exons: 9
Coding region: 1-1314 (437 amino acids)
Source: RefSeq, a predicted model, not a curated record